Messenger RNA from Parnassius apollo (apollo), 282 nucleotides. The record is from the annotation of a GenBank genome assembly. NCBI's taxonomy places the organism in Eukaryota, Metazoa, Arthropoda, Insecta, Lepidoptera, Papilionidae.
AUGCCGAUUGAACGGCUGAUAAUGAAAAGUCAAGAAGUUGUAGAAACAUGUUCGUUAUUCAAUGACGUUGACACGUCAUCAUUAUCCGGAACCCCUGAUGAAAAUGAUACUAAUGAAAUAAAGACAGAUUCAAAUCAUUCUAACCCUGAAGCAUCCGAUGCGAAGGAACCUGAACCGAUACAGACAGUUUCAGAAUAUAAACAAGCCGUUGAAUCGAAUCAAGAAUUUCUUCAUGAGGAAAUUCCCGACGUGUCACCGGAGUAUUACGAAAAUGAAGAAUAA